This is a messenger RNA of Phodopus roborovskii (desert hamster), 1781 nucleotides long. RefSeq names its product sushi repeat containing protein X-linked (gene Srpx). The record is from RefSeq and is a predicted model, not a curated record. The coding region runs from base 1 to 1401 and encodes 466 amino acids. The transcript is spliced from 10 exons. Lineage: Eukaryota; Metazoa; Chordata; Mammalia; Rodentia; Cricetidae.
AUGGGGAGCCCGGGACUCGGGACUAUGCUGUGGCUGCCUCAAGCGCUGCUGCUGCUGUUACUGGUAUUGCUGCCGCGAGUCCCGCCGAGCCGGGGCUUCCCAGGAUCUGGAGACUCACCACUAGAAGAUGAUGGAGUCUGGUACUCACACUCUCUAUAUAAAGACACUCCAUGGUGCUCCCCCAUCAAGGUGAAGUAUGGGGAUGUGUACUGCAGGGCCCCUCCAGGGGGAUACUAUAAAACGGCCUUGGGAACCAGGUGUGAUAUUCGCUGCAGGAAGGGCUACGAGCUUCAAGGCUCUUCUCAGCUGAUCUGCCAGUCAAACAAGCGCUGGUCGGAUAAGGUCAUCUGCAAACAAAAGCGAUGUCCUACCCUUGCCAUGCCAGCAAAUGGAGGGUUUAAGUGUGUCGAUGGUGCCUACUUUAACUCUCGAUGUGAGUACUAUUGCUCACCAGGAUAUACAUUGAAAGGGGAACGGACAGUCACGUGUAUGGACAACAAGGCCUGGAGUGGCCGACCAGCCUCCUGUGUGGAUAUGGAGCCUCCAAGAAUCAAGUGCCCAAGUGUAAAAGAACGUAUUGCUGAACCUAAUAAGCUGACAGUCCGGGUGUCCUGGGAAACUCCAGAGGGAAGAGAUACAGCGGAUGGCAUUCUUACUGAUGUUAUUCUAAAAGGCCUCCCUCCAGGCUCAAAUUUUCCAGAAGGAGACCACAAGAUUGAAUACACAGUCUAUGACAGAGCUGAGAACAAGGGCACCUGCAAGUUUCGAGUUAAAGUAAGAGUCAGACGCUGUGGCAAACUCAAUGCUCCAGAGAAUGGUUACAUGAAGUGUUCCAGUGAUGGUGACAACUAUGGAGCUACCUGUGAAUUCUCCUGUAUUGGUGGCUAUGAACUUCAGGGUAGUCCUGCCCGAGUGUGCCAGUCCAAUCUGGCUUGGUCUGGCACGGAGCCCACCUGUGCAGCUAUGAAUGUCAAUGUCGGUGUCAGAACAGCAGCCACCCUUCUGGAUCAGUUUUAUGAGAAAAGGAGACUCCUCAUUGUGUCCACACCCACAGCUCGGAACCUCCUCUACAGAAUGCAGCUGGGAAUGCUGCAGCAAGCACAGUGUGGCCUGGAUCUUCGACAUGUCACAGUGGUGGAGCUGGUAGGAGUGUUCCCAACCCUCAUCGGCAGGAUCAGAGCAAAGAUUAUGCCUCCAGCUCUAGCCCUGCAGCUCAGGCUGUUGCUUCGAAUCCCACUCUACUCCUUCAGCAUGGUGCUAGUGGAUAAGCAUGGCAUGGACAAAGAACGCUAUGUGUCCCUAGUGACACCCAUGGCUCUCUUCAACCUCAUUGACACUUUCCCCUUAAGAAAAGAAGAGAUGAUCCUGCAAGCUGAGAUGGGACAAACUUGCAACACCUGAUGUGUUGUUAUAUUUGCGGUGGUUCCUCAUCUCUUUUUACAUAGAGCCUUACCUACUGCCUGUUUCUGGGAAGGCCUUAAAAAUUCCCUUGAUGUACAGAUUUUCAUUUGUAAUUUUUAAAGUCUAUUUUAUUAUGUGCUUUCUUUGCCCUUAAAAAUUGGCACAAUGUUUUUAUUUUGUUUGUUUGAUUUUUUGUUUUUUUGUUUUUUUUACUUUGAAAUGUUUCACUUUCUAACUCUCCCUUUAGUCUAUUGUGUCUGGUUAACUCUAUAACUAGAAACUACAAAGACACAUAUGCACUUUUAUUCAUUGUGCAACACACUUUUCUUUCCUUAUAUUGCUUAUAUAACACUUUUGUUAAUAAAAUAUUUUGAAGCAAA